AUGAACAUACUUAUAUCAAAAUUCCACACUUCUUCCAUGCAUUAUACAUAUUGGAAGAGUGUAAAAAAUUUUGAUAGCUUCAGAAGGAUGGUAGAACGCAGUUGUCCAUCAGAUCCAUCGACACUCACUUUUGCAUUUUCUCGUUUAUCCCAGUUUUACAGAUCAAAUUCUCACAACAAUAAUUAUUACAACAUUUUUAAGUCACUGGAAUCUAGAGUUCUCACGGUUCCAGUUGAAGGUUGGAUUACAAGGGAAUUAUCUUCAGUAGCACUGUCACUUUCCUUUUUUAAACAUUGGAUCGACCAUAAAACUAUAUCUCAUAUGUUCAAAUCGUUUGAAAAUUCUAUUUGCAACCUGAAUGCUUUGGAUAUAUCACAUAUAAUGUGUUUCAUUGGCAAUCUCCGCAACAAUCAUGAUAUUGGUAUAAACGUAGAAUUGAAUAAUCUGUUAAAAAAUAUAUCAAAACAUCUAAGGCGCAGAGGAAUUCUACGUAAAAAUUUAGCUACUGCAAAAAACAUAAUCUGCAUAUUAUCAUCCUAUGCCAAACUAGACAUAACUGAUUCACAAUUGUUAUCGACGUGUUGUAAGGAAGUAAAUUGCAGAUUAAAUGAAUUAGCUCAGCCAUAUGAGGUUGCUAAUGCUUUAAAUGCAAUUUCACGUAUGCUUUCAAAGCACACAAGUGUUGAUAAGAUUGUGGAAACAGUUAUUUGCGAAUUGAUCACCAGAUUUACCGAGCUUGAGCAUGUGGAUAGUGAAUCAUUUGCAGAUUUCCUAGAUUCAAUUUCCCGACUUAUUUCACACGGUAAAUUGGAUUGUAUUGAUCAAUUGUUACGAAUAUUUACACAAACCAUCAAUAAACGUAAUGAAUUAAUUAAUUGUGAUGAACCUAAAGUGUUAAGGGUUAUACUGCGUUCGUUGAGGAAUAUCAACUUUAAACAUGAAACAUUCAUUGAACAUUGUUUAAAAAAUUGUGAAAAUGAUCACGAAUCUUGGAGUUUUGGCGCAUUAUGCGACCUAAUCUCUACUAUUGGCCAGUCAGAUACACAUAAAGGAUUUAUAAAUUCUCGAAUUAACCGUGUGAUAUUCAACAAACUAGCAAUUCAAAUGUCUAGGCGCAAAUACAUCCCUCAUCCAGACACACUAAUAAACUUGGCCAUAAUUUGCCAUUAUGAUUACAAACUGCUUUGCUAUGCAGAAAAGCUAAUUGUCUAUCUUUUGGUCACGAGUGUACAAAGUAAAAUACCAAUUUCUACUGUUGACAAACUGAAUGUCUCUGCUACAAUUUUGUUGCAGACUAGACCACAAAUUAUAUCAAAAUUGGACAUUAGUACAUUAAAAAUGCUAUGUGAUAUGGCGAAAAUGGAUAAUAUUAUAGGAUUCCAAAAUGUAAAUUUGCAACCUAUGUUAUCAGAAAUAGAAGGGCGCCUAGAACAAAAAUUUAAGCACCUAAUUGUACAAUAG
Molecule: messenger RNA, 1461 nt
Organism: Babesia microti strain RI
Lineage: Eukaryota; Apicomplexa; Aconoidasida; Piroplasmida; Babesiidae
Exons: 1
Coding region: 1-1461 (486 amino acids)
Source: RefSeq, a predicted model, not a curated record